Molecule: messenger RNA, 7263 nt
Organism: Lachnellula hyalina
Lineage: Eukaryota; Fungi; Ascomycota; Leotiomycetes; Helotiales; Lachnaceae
Product: NFX1-type zinc finger-containing protein
Exons: 10
Coding region: 1-7263 (2420 amino acids)
Molecular function (GO): helicase activity; ATP hydrolysis activity; ATP binding
Source: RefSeq, a predicted model, not a curated record
AUGGAAACUCUAGUGGUAGACGAUAUUCGUCAAGCUCGGCUCUCUCGUUUCUUCAACGGCGUGAUUUAUGGCCAAAAGCCGGUCACCACUGCCACCAAUGGUCGCUUGUUCAUCGAAGCAAUCUGCUCGCAGCCUGACCCCGCAGCUUGUGUUUCCAAGAUCUUGACAAGCACUUCUGGACUGGGUGCGCUUCAAACUUCAGUUCGUUUCGACACUUCCGUUUCGUUUUUAAACAAUCACGGAUCGAAGUUGCUUCUGUAUCUCCAAGAAGAGUCCCUGAGAACGAUCGACUCGGGUUCUGCCCUCGCCAAAAUCUUGCUUCCAGUGGUUGAGCCGCCAUAUUUCUGGGAUGCAUACACAAAGGCUUUCCGGGAGGGCUCGCUUGAUAGUGUUGCAUUCUCUUCGUAUGCAUGGCUCCUUCUCCAGUUGAUUUCACUCCCGGGAAAUUGGGCUUUCGUCCCUGCUCAGCUAGUGAGAAAUCCAGACAUAUUAGAGAAAAUCUUGGUCAGCUCUGACAAUGCUACUCGUCACAUUGGAUACAAAAUCCAGCAUUCAUUGCAGUUGAAUCCGGAUCAAAACUCGCCGGAUGCCGAUGAUCGACCAGGUGGCAGGCAUGACAAUGAUCAUGCCGACUACAGACAGGUAUCUAUUAUGCCUACGAGAGAUGAGUUGUCAUCUCGAGACCGGCCUUACUUUCGUACUACAGACUUUCUCGACGAUCCUGAGAAUCUCUUAUCCCGCAGCAUUUUUCACAUCGACAAUCAAUUCAGACUUCUGCGAGAAGAUAUGCUCGGCGAAAUACGAGAAGAACUAGCAACCAUACAAGAUCGAAAGUCCGGCAAUCAUAAGGGCACGAUCAUCAACAAUCUGACAAUGUGUGGUGUCCAGGUGGAUACCGAACGUCAGCCUUGGGGAGUGCGAUUGCAGUUGGAUGGUACUUUACCACAGCUGAAGCAACUCUCACAGAACAAGAGAGUGGACUAUCUGAAGAACAAUCGAAACAUUCUUCGCCAUGGUAAUCUAUGCAGCCUCAUGAUCGACAACGAACUAGCAGCCUUUGCGACUAUCUCUCGUGACGAGAAUCAGCUAGCCAGUGACCCCUCUUCCAUCGUGGUGCAAUUCGCGGACAAUUCCACGCUUUCCUCUACCUUAUUCAAAGCAAAAACUGCAUCCAACAUCAAGCUAGUGCAACUGGACGCAGCAAUAUUCGCUUUCGAACCUUUCCUUCGACGAUUGCAGGGAAUCAUCGACUUGCCUCUAGAAGAUGAUUUAGUCAACUGGGAAGCUGGUGAUGAGAUCGGGGUUUCAUCAUUCCAACCAUCAAGAAUCCUGCAAGAGUUAGAAAACUCAGCUGGGAAGGAGUUGAAGAAGCUGCUGGGUUCUCGGAAAAGUGUAAUUCUGGACGAGUCGCAAGUAGCUUCUCUAGUCUCGUGCCUCUCUCAGAGAGUCAGCGCAAUACAGGGGCCUCCAGGGACCGGGAAGACCUUUCUUGGAGCCCUGGCUGGCAAGGUACUCUAUGAUUCGACGAACGCUGUCAUUCUGGUUAUGUGCUUCACUAACCAUGCAUUGGAUAGCUUCCUCGAGGACCUUAUGAAAGUUGGCAUCCCAGCUUCCGAUAUAGUACGACUUGGUUCCAAGGGCACACCCCAAACGUUACCGUUGAGAAUUAGAUAUCAACCUGCUGGCAAGCUGAAGCCAGCACAGUGGGCAGAGAUCGAUCGGCUGAAGCUAAAGCUCGCUGGCCAAGGAAAACGACUCAACGACGCAUUUCAACAAUAUCAUCACGCGAACAUCACCAAGAAACAGAUCAUGGAAUUUCUAGAAUUUGCCGCCGAAGACUUGCCAUUCUUUGAGACAUUUACUCUGCCCGACGCAAUUGAGAAAGGCGUCACACAAAUUGGAGCUAAAGGCAAAAAGAUCAGUGAAUUCUACUUGCUUGAUAGGUGGCUGAGAGGUGAGCCGAAUGCUGGUAAUUUUCGAGAUGCACAACCAGAAGACAGCUUGUCAGUAUGGGAGAUGGCUCGCGGCAUGCGAGAUGCGUGCAUGCAGAGGUGGCGGCACGCAAUCCUGGGAGACCUAAUCAAUGCCAUUUGCGAAUGUGGCAAAGCCUUCAACGCUGAUCACAUUGAACUCACUCGCAUACUCGCUGAGCGAGAUGCCAUUGUCAUCAAAACAAAGCGCGUUAUCGGCUGUACAACAAAUGGUGCUGCUUCAUACUUCUCGGCAAUACAGGCAGCAUGUCCAGGCAUCGUCCUUGUUGAGGAAGCAGGCGAGAUCCUCGAAUCGCACAUUUUAACCGCUCUUGGGCCGCAGACCCAACAACUAAUAUUGAUUGGGGACCACAAGCAACUUCGACCAAAAUGUUCUUGGCCACUAAGUGUGGAGCAAGGAGAUGGCUUCGACCUAAAUCGAUCCCUUUUUGAGAGAUUGAUUCUCCGUGGAUUUCCACACGUGACGCUUGAGCAGCAACAUCGAAUGAGGCCAGAAUUUUCGAAAAUGAUUCGACAACUGACCUACCCCAAUCUCAAAGAUGCACCGUCAACUAAGAAUCGUGCAGAUCUCCGCGGUUUCACUGAUAAUUUCAUCUUUUUGAAUCACGCCCAUCCAGAGCUCGAACUUGAGAAGUCCAAAGAGAUGAGAGAUGGGAAUAGCCCAUCCAGAGAGAACGACUUCGAGGCGCAGAUGAUUCUCAAAUGUGUACGAUAUCUGGCACAACAAGGGUACGGGUCGGACAAGCUGGUGGUCUUGACACCGUAUCUCGGGCAAUUAAGAUUGCUUCGUAAUCUACUUGCUGCGGAAAACGAUCCAAUUCUUGACGACCUUGAUAGUUCUGAUCUUAUAAAAGCUGGCUUAGUUGUGGAUACCUCUUCGACAAGCACGAAGCCAUCUCUCAGACUAUCUACCAUUGAUAAUUAUCAAGGCGAAGAAAGUGAUAUUGUUCUAGUGUCUUUGACCAGGAGCAAUAAAUCUGGAGAUGUAGGAUUCAUGUCUGCUCCUGAGCGCUUGAACGUUCUUCUUUCCCGAGCACGGGAUGGGCUUAUAUUGAUUGGUAAUUCCGAGACAUUCAUCAAUGCCAGAAAAGGACAGGAACUAUGGCGCAAAGCUUUCGGCAUGCUUAAAGAGGAAGGGCAUGUCUAUAAUGGAUUCCCUACCAAAUGCGAAAAACAUCCAGAACGAAAAGCUAUGCUCAUAUCACCAGCAGACUUUCAGCUGCGUUGUCCAGAUGGCGGAUGUACAGAACCUUGUGGUGCUUCCCUCUCAUGUGGAAAGCACCAAUGUCCCAGCAGCUGUCAUCAGAUCGCUGACCACUCAAGAAUGAAGUGUCAAGCCCGGGAACAAAAGAUGUGCAGUAAAGGCCAUAAAACAAAUUGGUGCUGCUCUGAAGGCGAACCAAAAAGCUGUCACGCUUGUGAACGAGCACGGAAGGACGCCGAGAGAGAGAUACGAAAGGCAGUCGCAGAACAGGCGAAGCAGGAAGAAGAGGGCCGCAAGCAUCAAGAAGCUGUCAGGAAGUAUGACGAGCAAAUUCAGCAGCUUGCAGACGGUACCAAGCGCCAAAAGCUCGAGGCACAACGCGCAGCAGUCAUCAAACAAAAGGAAAAGGACCUCGCGAAUGCCAAGGAGCGGGCCAGAAAAGCCUCCACUUCGGCUCCUAUCGAAGAAUCAGCAGCUCCCGUCGAUCCAGCGGAUCCGCCAACAAACGGUAUUCCAGGGUCGUGGCCAGCUUCUAAGAACCAAGCAAACCCUUCCGCUGCGCCGAAGUCGAAUACGCAGAGCAGAACUCUUCUUCACAAUGUCAUCAAGGCCGCUACCACCCACAAUGCAUCCCCUUCAAAGACCGAGUGGCAGCGUCAGAAGGACCAGCUCAAUGCUAUCAACCCGGCAAUUGAUGAAAUCAUGGACAUGAUUGGUUUGGAAGAGGUGAAAUCCCAAGUACUGCGUAUCAAAGCCAAGGUCGAUACAAGCAUCCGACAAAGUACCGACCUGAAGAAAGAGCGUUUUGGACUCGUUCUUCUUGGGAAUCCUGGCACAGGGAAAACUACAGUAGCGAGACACUACGCGAAAGCCCUGACGUCCCUGCAAGUUCUUUCAGGAGAUCAUUUCAUAGAAACUACUGGUUCUCGGCUUUCGCACGGAGGAGUUACGGAUGUAAAAAAACAUCUCCAACAGCUUGAAAGUGCUGGUGGGGGCGUAUACUUCAUUGACGAAGCGUACCAGCUCACCGAAAAUCACAACCUUGGUGGAAAGCCAGUUCUCGACUAUCUACUCGCUGAAAUCGAGAAUUUAGUUGGUCAAGUUAUAUUUGUCUUCGCGGGCUACCGAAAGCAGAUGGAGAAAUUCUUCGAACACAAUCCAGGCCUUCCCAGUCGAAUCCCUUACACUCUUCAUUUCGAAGACUACACGGACGCCGAGCUCUUAAAUAUGCUCCAAUCAAAGAUCCUUCGUUUCUAUAAGGAUGGAGGAGGGAUGGCGGUUGAAGACGGCCCAGGCGGCUUGUUUAUGCGGAUCGUCGUGACUAGACUGGGUCGAGGCAGAGGUCGCGAAGGCUUCGGCAAUGCUCGGGCCUUGGAGAAUCUUUUUGCUCAAAUCCGCGAACGACAAUCAGAACGCCUUACAAGAGAGCGUCGAGAUGGGCAUAAUGCCGAUGAUCAGCUCAUCACGAAAGAGGAUCUGAUUGGGCCAGAUCCAUCACAGGCCAUAUUGAAAUGCGAUGCGUGGGGUGAGCUUCAGAAGUUGACCGGACUACAGUCGGUCAAGUCAUCAGUCAGUUUCUUCAUUGACCUCGUUAAGACAAAUUACAACAGGGAGCUGCUGGAGAAGCCUUUGAUCGAAAUAUCCCUGAAUCGUGUCUUUUUGGGCUCACCUGGCACAGGGAAGACAACGGUGGCAAAGCUUUAUGGCCGUAUUCUUGGAGACCUGGGACUGUUGAGCAACGGAGAAGGUAUAUUCGACGUGCUCUGGUUAUACUCAAUGCUGACAUUUGUAGUCGUUGUGAAAAACCCAGCAGACUUCUUGGGUAACCAUAUAGGCCAGUCAGAAGCCAACACGAAGGGCAUACUCGCAACUACUGUGGGAAAGGUCUUGGUCAUUGAUGAAGCAUAUAUGCUUGGGUCUUCAAAGGGUGAAAAGGGUAAUGGUGGUGAUAUCUACAAGACUGCUGUUAUAGAUACGAUCGUGGCGGAGGUCCAAGGUGUACCUGGCGACGAUCGAUGCGUACUUCUGCUUGGCUACGAGGAAGAAAUGAAGGAAAUGUUCCAAAAUGUCAAUCAAGGACUCACUCGGCGCUUCCAACUCUCCGAAUCUUUUCGCUUUGAAGACUUCACUAACCCAGAACUACAAGAGAUAUUGCUCUUCAAACUCAACAAGCAGGGGCUUGGCGCCUCAACGCGCGCUAUCUCUGUUGCCAUUGACGUCCUCGACCGCGCUCGUAAUGGAUUGAACUUUGGUAAUGGUGGCGACGUGGAGAACCUCGUCUCUAAGGCCAAGACUAAUUACCAGCGUCGACAAUCUGCCUUGCCUGCUGAUCAGCGCAGUAUUGAUUACAUCUUUGAACCUGAAGACUUUGAUGUUGACUACCAACGGACAUUGGCCAGUGCAGGGACUAAUUUACAAAGCUUGUUCCAGGACGUUAUUGGUUGCCAGGACAUAGUCUCCAAACUAGAUGGUUAUAUUAAAGCUGCAAAUGGUAUGCGAGCCCAAGAUCUUGACCCACGGGGUCAGAUUCCCAUGAACUUCAUCUUCAAGGGCCCUCCAGGUACUGGAAAGACGUCCACUGCUCGCAAAUUUGGUCAAGUAUUCUAUGAUCUUGGUUUCCUGUCGCAACCCGAAGUCGUAGAAUGCUCUGCAUCGGACCUCAUUGGACAAUAUGUCGGCCACACAGGGCCAAAGGUUAUCAAGCAACUAGAGAAGGGUCUCGGGAAAGUUCUAUUCAUCGACGAGGCCUAUAGACUGGGAGAAGGCCAUUUUGCACAAGAGGCAGUCAAUGAGCUUGUGGAUUGUGUGACCAAGCUCAAGUUUGCUGGAAAGAUGGUUAUAAUCCUCGCUGGAUACGACAAAGACAUGAACAAACUGUUGCGAGUCAAUGAAGGCCUCAGCAGUCGCUUUGCUGACGAGUUUAUAUUCCCGGCUCUGAGCCCUGGAAAUUGCCUUCUACUACUAGAGUCAAAGCUCAAGCAGAGUCAGAUCACCAUGCCAUCUCUGGCAUCAACGGCCGCACACGAUGAACUGCUGGAACUUAUUACCAAGCUGUCCCAACUUCCCGCUUGGGGCAGCGCGCGAGAUGUUCAGACGUUGGCGAAAAGCAUGGUAAGGAUCGUUUAUCAGAACACUACUGGCAAAGUAGAUCAACUCAUCAUUCCGCACGAUACGGCUCUAGCAUGCAUCCAAAAUAUGCUCUCCGAUCGCCGAGCUAGGAGUAAGACUGCUUCAAUACCCGCCACAGUACACUCGAGUCAACCACCAUUUAUGCACGCUCCUCCUCCUUCGCAACCCAAGUCAAGCUCCAGUACGACGACAAACUCGACAUCGAAGACUACACCCUCCCCCUCUCAAGAUGAAGAUAAUGGAACGUCAUCAACCUUCUCACCUCCAGUAGACCCUACUCGCGACCCUGGAGUCUCAGAUGCUGACUGGGAGCAACUUCAGCGAGAUCAAAAGAAAACCGAAGUCGAAGCUCAAGCCAUUCAACAACGGCUCCAAGAGCAGGCCGAAGCAUGCAAGCUGGCAGAAGCGGCAGAAAAGAAAGCCGAGGCGGAUGCUAAUGCACUUCAGGAAGAGAAAAUCAAGCAAGAACAUGCCUCACAACUUAUGAGACAACGUGAAGAAGCCAGAAUUCGUGAGAUCGCAGGCAGGGAUGAAGAAGCGCAGAGGCAGCGGGAUGUGAUCACGGCGGCGCUUCGAGAAGCACAAGCUGAGCAAGAGGCACGCUCUUUGGAGCACAUGAGACUACGUGAGGAGGCUAGAAUGCGCGCCCUGAAGGAACGAGAAAAUCGCGAACGCAUUCAGAGAGAUAUAGAGAGACAUAGAGAAGCGGAAAACCAGCGACAGAAGAAGGAACAACAAGCUCAAGUCAAAUUGCGCGACCUAGGAGUCUGUGUUCAAGGCUAUGCUUGGCGGAAGCAGAGUGGAGGCUAUCGAUGUGCGGCGGGGGGCCACUUUACGCGAAAGCUCAAGGUGAAAUACAAAUGUAACGAACUUCGCUACAACAAUCCUACCCAUAUUUCUCCCUCAUCCGACAUCUGUCUGAUUGCAAUUUCGGGCUAG